Panicum virgatum (switchgrass) is the source of this 1767-nucleotide messenger RNA. RefSeq lists its product as uncharacterized. The coding region runs from base 299 to 1573 and encodes 424 amino acids. Gene Ontology annotation, molecular function: myosin binding. The record is from RefSeq and is a predicted model, not a curated record. NCBI's taxonomy places the organism in Eukaryota, Viridiplantae, Streptophyta, Magnoliopsida, Poales, Poaceae. The transcript is spliced from 2 exons.
CCGGUCUCCCCUUUUUCAAAAGCUCAAUCACCUUGCCUUAGUGGCGCCCCAUUUCACAAAGCUGACACCUGCUCUCCUCCACCUACCCAAAAUCAAUCCUCUCCAUCUUCCUGCUCCGGCUCAGUCCAAUCCUUCCCUUCCCUUUUCGGCUCCGGCCAAUCAAUCCACCGACCGAUCAUAACCCAGCCAGCCAGAGAUUUCUUCCACCUUCUUUUUCUCUAGAGCUCUCUCGCAUGGUGCCGUCCGGUGCUGCGCUCGCUUUCUUGGAGCAGAGCAGGUAGGCUGCUGCCGACGCACGAUGAUCCGCGAGUUCUUGGCCGUGGCGGCGCGCGCGGCGCUGGAGUGGGCGCUGGCGACGCUGCUGCUCGCCAACGGCGCCGCCUUCUGCCUCCUCGCCGCCGCCGCCGCGCGCCUCCGCCUCGGCCCGCCCUGCAUCCUCUGCGCCCGCGUCCACCGCCUGCUCCGCGCCGCCUCCGCCGCCCCGGCCGGCGAGGAGCGCGCCGCCCUGCGCCUCCUCCUCUGCGACGCCCACCUCGCCGCCGUCGCCGCGGGCACUCGCGCUGGCCCCGAUCGCCGCGACGGGGACGCGGGGAAAGCCGGGCUGGCGGAGGCCGGUGAUCCGGCGGACACGGUCUCAGGCCUGGAGACCCACCGCGUCGUCUCCAUCGGCAGCGAGAUCUGCGAGCAGGACCUCGACGCCGACGACAGCGGCCAGCCACGCGCUGCCGCCCGCAGCCACAUCGCGAGAACCAGCAGCAUCGAGGACGGCGGCAGCGGCCCGCUCGUGUCCCUCUUCGAGCUGGCCCCGAUCGCCGGCGCCCAGCCUCGGGGCGGCGGCAACUCCUCCGUGGACCCGGCCACGACGCCGGAGCUGGUGGCCGUGGACGGCGACGAGCGCCUCACCGUCGGGCAGGUCGCCUCCGCGCUCCGCGACCAGCGGCGGGAGCUGGAGGCGCUGCGCGCCGAGCUCGCCGCCGAGCGGCGCGCGCGGGCGGAGGCGGAGGAGUACCAGCGGCAGCUGGAGGAGCAGGGCGAGCUGGACCGGGAGGCGGCGCGGCUCGCCAUGCAGCUCGUGCACGAGAGCGAGACGGAGAAGCACGACCUGAAGCGGCAGCUCGACGCGUGCAGGGUCAGGGCCCAGCUCUACCAGUCCGAGACCGCCGCCGUGGACGCCGACGACCUCGCCGGCAGCGGGGAAGGAUGCUUCCGCCGGGGGGCGAACGGGGGCGACGACGGCAACAACUACCAGUCGCUCGUGGACUUCUUGCCGGGGUCGGUGUACUCCUCCUCGCCGGACCUGGCCAACCUCCUUAAACUCUACACCGAGUCCGGCAACGGUGGCGGCCGCCGCCGCCGGCAGAGGGAUGAUCACGACGAGCCGGCCGUUGCGGUGGUUGAGGAGGUAGCAGAGGAGGAGGUGGAGGAAGUCACGGCCGUCGCCGUCGUCGCUGAUGUCACGGCUGCCACUGAAUCCAGCGGGAAUGCUGAUGCGACCACCUCCAUUGUUGCUGAAUCUUUACAUGAACGAAGCACCAAUAGUUGUCACAUUGAGACAGCUGCUGAAGCUUCUUAAUUCGUCGCGACAUCACUGCCUUCUCUUGUAAAUUGGAUUCUCUUGUGUAAAUUUCGCCGCCUUCUUGUCUUUUUUUUGGGGGGGUUUGCAUACAGAUAUUGAAAGCUUGGGGUGUGUGCCAGUGUGUAUGUAUGUUCAUACAUGUAACCCGUUUGUCCAUUGAAGCUUCAACCUUCAAGAUGAUUUCCCGGACA